AUGACUCUCUUUGGUCAAGCCGCAGCGCCUGCUGCUAGCUCUACCACAGGCGACACAAGUAAAGACGUCGAGGUCCCACAAGGCCAAGUACCCAGCGACAGCGUGUCCGAUCUGCAGUUUUCCCCGACAAACGACUUCCUCGCCGUAGGAAGCUGGGACAAGAAGGUCUACAUCUACGAGGUCAACCAGAAUGGCGCAAACGGAAAAUGGAUGUUCGAAUGCCAGGGUCCUGUUCUUGGUCUGGGAUGGUCAAAGGAUGGCACACGUAUAGCAGCAGGUGACGCAACCGGUAUGCUCAAUAUUGUUGACUUCCGCACCGCCCCCGCCAGCGGCACUGUCCCAGCCCAGCAAGCCAAGGCGCACGAGAAUGGCAUCAAGUGCGUGCGCUGGUUCCAAACUGGUGGUAAAGACUACGUUGCGACCGGCUCAUGGGACAAGACUGUCAAGUUCUGGGAUCUGCAAGGCGCCGAGCCAGUCGGUACGCUGCAAUGCCAGGAGCGCGUGUACAGCAUGGACAUCAAGGACCAGCUGCUAGUGAUUGCGACAGCAGAGCGCCACAUCCACAUGGUCAACCUCACAAACCCAACCGCCAUCUACAAAACCAUCACCAGCCCGCUCAAGUGGCAAACAAGAGUCGUCAGCUGCUUCAGCGACGCAACCGGUUUCGCCGUCGGCUCCAUCGAAGGCCGAUGCGCAAUCCAAUACGUCGAAGAAAAAGACACCAGUCUAAACUUCUCCUUCAAAUGCCACCGCCAAACCGAUACAAGCAACCGCGACAUCGCAAAAGUCUUCUCCGUAAACGCAAUCUCUUUCCACCCCCAGCACGGCACUUUUAGCACCGCCGGCUCAGACGGCACCUUCCACUUCUGGGACAAGGACGCAAAGCACCGUCUCAAAGGCUACCCUGAAGUCGGCGGCAGCAUCGUCGCUACUGCCUUCUCCAAAGACGGAAAUAUCUUUGCCUAUGCUAUCAGCUACGAUUGGAGUAAGGGAUACAGUGGUAACACGCCUCAGUAUCCCACUAAGAUUAAACUUCAUCCUAUUCUGGGCGAUGAAUGCAAACCUAGGCCUAAUAGUAGGAAGAAGUAG
This is a messenger RNA of Pyrenophora tritici-repentis Pt-1C-BFP, 1089 nucleotides long. Its product is annotated as WD40 repeat protein. Gene Ontology annotation, molecular function: ubiquitin binding; RNA binding. The record is from RefSeq and is a predicted model, not a curated record. NCBI's taxonomy places the organism in Eukaryota, Fungi, Ascomycota, Dothideomycetes, Pleosporales, Pleosporaceae. Gene Ontology annotation, biological process: transcription-dependent tethering of RNA polymerase II gene DNA at nuclear periphery; RNA export from nucleus. Gene Ontology annotation, cellular component: nuclear pore.